Molecule: messenger RNA, 1577 nt
Organism: Anguilla rostrata (American eel)
Lineage: Eukaryota; Metazoa; Chordata; Actinopteri; Anguilliformes; Anguillidae
Gene: tpd52l1
Product: tpd52 like 1
Exons: 10
Coding region: 663-1382 (239 amino acids)
Biological process (GO): positive regulation of MAP kinase activity; positive regulation of apoptotic signaling pathway
Cellular component (GO): cytoplasm
Source: RefSeq, a predicted model, not a curated record
AAAUUGCAUAUACUAGCUAGACAAAAGGCUUCUAUUAAAACCGAAACUUGAGCUAAAUUACUUGACAUUCUAUACAAUUAAAAACACACAAUAUUGAAUUAAUGUAUUGAACGAUGCAUUUUGUGUUGGAAGAUUCAAUUAAUUCCUUCUGUUCUUGCUAUAAAAUCUUCGAAAUAUUUUUAGCCACGUAUAACCACAAUAUGAUUAAAUCGAGACAACUGAGAAGUCGUUAAUAAUUCCCUGAACACUCAUUUUCAUUUAUUUUACCACCGAACCAGUAUGUUUUGUGUUCAGAUGCAUUGCUGCUUAAAUUGUAUAUUCCGUAGUGCACGGCCAGAAGACUCAUUGCCACAUUAGAUGUUUAACUCAAGCCAGUUGAGACCUGUUCCAUGAGGCGCAUCUACUUAUCUCUACAGCAUAUGAUAAAGUUUUCUGCAGUUAUGUGCUUACGGAAACAAUGAAAAUAGCCUUUUCAUUGGAAGCAGCGGUGUGUUCUCUCCCGUUCAACGGAACCUUAUGACUGGCUCAAGACCACCUAUUUUUUCUGUCCCUCACGUGAUCACCUGACCCAAAAUAAUUGAAAUCUUGUGACUUUAGGUAUUCCACAACAAAACAAGUUUGGCUUCCUCGAUUGACUUUCCGUUCUAUUGCAGUGUCUAUCAAUGGAGAGGUUUGUUCUCUGUGAAAGUGAUAGGCUAAAAGCAGAGCUGUACUCUAGUAUUUUGAGCGAGAGUACAGGGGAAUGGGAAGAAGGGGGUCAUCUCAAAACAGGCCUGCUGGAGCCUGAGCCACUGCAGGAAGUGGAUGAAGACAUGGUGUCAGAGGUGGACCUCAACAACAGUGUCUCUGAGGAGGAGAGAGAAGAAAUUCAAACGGAGCUAAUAAAGUUGGAAGAAGAAAUCUCCACCCUGAAACAAGUCCUGGCAGUCAAGGAGAGACGUCAAUCCGAACUGAGGCAAAAACUGGGCAUAUCACCGCUGAAUGAACUCAAGCUGAAUAUCAACAAGAGUUGGACUGAAAUGCAGACAUCCACUGCCUACAAAAAGACGUCAGAAACGCUAACGACGGCCGGGCAGAAGACCACGGCGGCUUUCAGCACGCUAGGGACGGCCAUCAGCAGGAAGUUCGGGGACAUGAGAUCAAACUCAAUUGGUUACUCAAUCCGCCAUUCAAUGAGCAUGCCUACUAUGAGAAACUCACCCAGUUUCAAGACGUUUGAGGAGAAGGUCGAAAGCACAGUUUCCACCUUAAAGACCAAAGUCGGAGCGAGUGGUAGCGGAGGCAAUUUUGAAGAGGUGCUCAACUCGGCUGCGCACGCUAGCGCCCAGAACACUCCCAGCAACACCCACCUUACGGAAGACGGCAGCGAGCAGACAUCCUAGGCUCUGCAUCCCCUCCUGUGCACUCUACUGCCCCCCUCUGGCCCUGAGGCCACAUAGUCUGCUGAGGAAAGAGUCACGGAUACAUUUUCAUUCCAACCACAGUCGCAAUCACAGAAUUUUAUCACAGGCAUUAUUUAAGCCGCGUUAUGUCUGAAAUAGCUUUGCAUGCCAUGAAGAAUAAAAAUCUCGUGUUUA